Peronospora matthiolae is the source of this 714-nucleotide messenger RNA. The record is from the annotation of a GenBank genome assembly. Lineage: Eukaryota; Oomycota; Peronosporomycetes; Peronosporales; Peronosporaceae.
AUGGUUGGCACUCUACAAGCCUCAGAUCGACUGGUUAACCAGAUCAGUGAGACGUCUAGGAAGUUCGACGUCAGCGAAGUGUUCAACCAUCUCUUGGUGACUUUAAGCGAUUGGCCGAACGUUACAUCCAUGGAUAGUACAUCCACUACACCGGCGGUACACAGAGUGAGCGAUGGCCCUCUCUGUAUCGCUUGUUCCGUGCCACUACGUACGAAAGCCGAUAUCUCCUCGCUUUGCAGCGAGGAGUCCGACGUGGACGAGCAGUGGCUCCCGCGUAAUGACGACGCGGACGAGCAGUGGCUCCCGCGCGAAGACGACGCGGUCGAACAGAAGUUCCCGCACGAUAUAGCAGUGGUCGAACACGAACAGGUGUUUCCACCUGCACCCAUUGUGGUCAAGCAGAGGCUCCCACAAAGGCAAGAUGUGGCCGAGCAGGGGCUCGCCACAGAGUGUGACGUGGAUGGACAAGAGUCCCCACGUGCGAACAUGAUGGUAGAACAGAGGUUCCCAUCAUCGCCCACUGUGGUAGAACAGAUGUUUCCACAUGAGCAAGACGUGGUCGAGCAGGGGAUCCCACACGCGUUUGUGGCGGUCAGACAUGGGCUCUCGCAUCAUGCGUCGACAGACGAGUAUGGACUACUCCCGUCGCGCGGUUUCGACGUCCUGCAUGAGGACACCCAGCGUCUAGAGGAGGGAUGCAGAUUUAUCACCUGA